GUUCAGGAGACACAUGCUUGGAGCAUCCAUCAUAUAAGAUUCCUAGUUAUAUGUCUUGCUCCUGCAUGGACGCUCCCGUCUACAGUUGCACUUUGAGGUCGGUAACAAGCGCUAUGGACGGGGACAGGUGGACGUGUUCACAUGGAAAUGGGUUGGAUCGUAGUAAUAGUGUGCAGCUACAUGUUCAGGUUCCUAUCACAUCGGUGAACAUAAUAGAACCUGCAGACUCAACAGUGACGAUAAAUGAAGGCACUUAUGGACAUUUAAAUGUAGGACGUCAGGUGGUCUUCCCCAAGCAACGAUCAAAUGGUUCAAGGUGACAGGAGACACGUGCUACCAGUCUGGAAUGGAGAUCACAUCUUUAGGUUCCGACCCUUUUGUCAGUGAUGUGGACGGCUUGAAGCAAGUAGAAAGUACCCUGACCUUCACCGGUGCUCGGACAGAUAAUGGACAGAGAAUAUGUUGCACUGCCAGUAAUGUGGCCGGAGUGCAACUCAUGUCUGGGACCAAAUUACUGGAUGUCAAAUAUGCACCUUCAUCCCCUCCAGCCAUUAGAGGAUAUGCCAAUGGCAGUACCUACAGUAUGAUCGAAAACAGCACAGAAAGUCUGACAUGCAGCAGUAAGGGCGGUAAACCACUGGCCACUCUAACCUGGAAGUGCUUUAACAACCAGAUGUCCGAUCCUACUGAACAAGACCAUACAGUUACAAGGGUUGUACAGUGGACAGCGAGGCGUUAUGAGAAUGCCAGGUGCACGUGUAUUGCCUCGCACAUGAUGAUACCAGAUCAACUUCAAAGCGCCUUUGUCAAUGUUAACAUUCUAUAUCCACCAUCUACGCCUCUAUUCAGAGUGGCCAAUGUUCACGUUGGUUCCAGCAUCAAGAUCGUACGCGACAGUACACAAACUGUUGAAUGUUACAGUUCUGGCAACCCAGCUCCAACAUCGAGCAACUUUACAUGGAGAAGGGGCUCCACUGCAUUUGGCAGGAGUCCAGUUUUGAAAUGGCCGGGUGGAGUCAAGGUUGUUGAUGAAGGCAGCUACACGUGUACCGUAGAAACAACUUUGACACCAACAAACCAAAGUAAAGACGCCAAAGUUACUGCGAGUUCAUCGCCGCUAGAAAUCACUGUGUUAUAUCCUCCUGGAUUGCCAACUAUACAUUUGGACAGUAGUUCAGGACCAGUAAUAGAUGGUCCGUUAACACUUGUGGUUCAGAGACCGUUCACUCUUGCAUGCAAUGCUUUUUCAAAACCUCCUGGCAGCUACACUUGGACAGGAGGAGUUAACGUUGUCCAAGGUCAGCUAAUACAAGACACGCUUACCACCAAAGUUAACACAAGCAGGAUGUGUACUGCAAGCAGUAGACUUAACCCUUCAGUAGGAGAAGCCAGCACAAGAACUUCUUCAGCUUAUGUCACGAUAAACAUAAACUAUCCUCCUGAAAGUGUGAAUAUAAGGCAUGAGUCAGUAUCCGGAACCAUCAUUAAUUCCGAGUUAAGAGUAAUCGAGGGAGAUGCGACCAAACUAUACUGCAGUGUACAAAGUCAGCCGGCUUCGUCAUAUUCAUGGUCAGGAGUAGGCAUUCACUCGCUUGGUAAUACUAUGGUAUACAGCAACACGCGCCCGAAACAGACUGGUGUCCUAUCGUGCUUGGUGGAAAACAAUAUGACGCAUCUAAUUCAAGCUGUAAAGGGAUUGGCGUCAAGAAACAUUUCCUUAAAUGUUCUUUAUCCACCAAAGCUUCGCGUUUUACACAGACUAAAUUCAGUAGAAGGAAGUACUCUAUUGGUCCAAUACAAUACAUCGAUUUCUAUUUUUGACUUCAUCGCCUUUCCAAACCAAUACAUCGUUACCAUCAAAGAGUCGGAUCGGCUUGUACUCUUAUGUGGUGUUUUUAGCAACCCAAAUUCUACUAUCAGAUUAAAACAAAAACACAUGGCAACCAUCAUAAUGGAAAGAGAAAAUGUUCGUGAAGUAGUGUACGUAAUUCAAAAUGUCUCAUGCUCUGAUGCUGCUGUCUACACAUGCUCCGCUUUUAACAACUACACAGAUGUGGAAAGAGCGCCAUCUAAAGAGUUGCAGUUGUUGGUGGAAUGCUCCCCAAGGCCAUCUGAUAGUCAUGCAUAUUUAACACGAAAUGCUACUGGAUCCGUUCAUAGAAAUGUCACUUUUGCAUUUAUGGCCGUUGCGUAUCCACCGCCGAUGUUUGAAUGGCAAAUGUGGAAUGGAACAUCGUAUAACAAAGUUUAUGGGGACAAAUAUGUUAUCACAUCAUCAGAUCUGCUCACAACAUUAACCAUUUUGAAUAUUCAAGUGGACGAUUUUGGCUCAUAUAUUCUGAAUGUUUCGAAUGGAAUACAACCAAAUUUGCGAGAACUGUUUUACCUAAAUCCACAAGAUGUGCCACAGUGUCCUAUAAACUUUACACUGCUUUCAAAGUCUACUACAAUGGCAACAGUGCAGUGGAAUGGAGGGUUUAAUGGAGGACUCCAGCAGACAUUUGUUCUGGUUUACAAGAAGCGCUUUGAGGCAAAAUACUUUACUCUUUCGAAGCUAGAAGAUAAGGCAACAUACUUAUACAAUCUGAAACUAACAGAUUUAGAGGAGGGUCAACUAUACGAUGUUCUUUUAUUUUCACUGAACUCGAUUGGCUCAUGCAAAGAAAAUAUAUCUCUGGAAGUCGAAACAGACACAAAAAUCAGAACCCCUAAUCAAGCUGCUGUUAUUGGUGGUUUAGUUAGUGGAAGUAUCGUGGUAGUUAUUGUUGUUAUCGUCCUAGUCUUCAUCCUGAGACAAAAAUACACUCUGAACUGUUCCUGUGACAUGUCCCUAUCGAGGAAAAAAGAUGCAAAUUCAGGUCAAAACUGCCACGGUGCUGACAACUCGGGAUAUAACGCUGCCGUAACGUACGAAGUUGUGUCUGCGCCAAAAGAAUCGCCAAUUUACGAUUCAUUAAAGGAUGGAAAGGAUGGACCUGAAAAUCUGCACGUGUAUAUGCAGCUGAAGGAGUCUAAUCAAAAGUCACUUGCUUGUUACGAGAAUGUAAAUAAAGAGGAACCCGUUUACCAAAACACGGUGUUGAAAACUCCAGUGCAGACAGUGAUUUAAGGAGUAAAAAUAACUGGAGCUCAUAUGAGAGAUUAUCUUCAUUUAACUACGGAAUAGUUUUGUUGUGAGGUAUCUUCAUUCAAAAAUUCUAUUCUGAUGUGUACAUUACGAACACGUACUGUGAAACACAUUUACUUAACGGAAAAAGGUCGAUGAUCCUACAUGACAGAACUUACAAUUGACACAUGUAAUAGUAAACUCAUACUAGGUUAACACAUUAUUUAAGAUUGAUGUAUGCGUAUUUUUCAUGAAUAAAAUACUUUUAUUUGUUAUGAAAUAAUUACCUUUUAAUGUCAAUUCAUGAACAGUACGUAGUAUAUCACUAAUGUUUUUUUUCAAUACACUAGUGGAUACAUGAGAUUAUUAUAUAUAUGAAAACAGUUAAUAAUGUUCUGCUUAUUUAUUUUUUCUUUCCAUGUAGCCUGGUGUUUGUUCAUUGAUACAUGCAA
This is a messenger RNA of Mya arenaria, 3558 nucleotides long. Its product is annotated as hemicentin-1-like. Bases 347 to 3109 code for a protein of 920 amino acids. Gene Ontology annotation, molecular function: cell adhesion molecule binding. Gene Ontology annotation, cellular component: cell-cell junction. The record is from RefSeq and is a predicted model, not a curated record. NCBI's taxonomy places the organism in Eukaryota, Metazoa, Mollusca, Bivalvia, Myida, Myidae. The transcript has 16 exons. Gene Ontology annotation, biological process: cell-cell adhesion.